Molecule: messenger RNA, 348 nt
Organism: Prunus armeniaca (apricot)
Lineage: Eukaryota; Viridiplantae; Streptophyta; Magnoliopsida; Rosales; Rosaceae
Source: the annotation of a GenBank genome assembly
AUGAAGGACAGCGAAUCUCCGGAUUCCAGAGGGAAGAAGCCUCGGAGAAUAUUGUUCAAUCUUGAACUUCCAGCCGAUGAAUACAUCAGUGAUGGAGAAGAACCAGGAGGAGAUUUCAUGGGGUCAGAAAGAAGCAGUGGUUUGACUGAUCUGAAUGAACCUAUUCAGAUAGACAGAGUGUCCGCUUCAACUUCUGUCUUUAAGUUUGGCAAUGACUUCAGCUCCAAAGAGGAUAUAGAAAGGCAGGUUUUAUCUGCAAAUGCCUACAAAGGUGUCUGGCCUUUUGCAAAGGAAUCCCAGAAAACCCACAAAUGGGGAAGGAUGGAAGAGUUAGUAAUCUGCAUUUAA